Messenger RNA from Melitaea cinxia (Glanville fritillary), 1017 nucleotides. RefSeq names its product inaD-like protein. NCBI's taxonomy places the organism in Eukaryota, Metazoa, Arthropoda, Insecta, Lepidoptera, Nymphalidae. The coding region runs from base 2 to 934 and encodes 310 amino acids. Gene Ontology annotation, molecular function: protein binding. The transcript has 4 exons. The record is from RefSeq and is a predicted model, not a curated record.
CAUGUCAGAAACCUCAACAGCUCCAACAACCUCGACCUCGACAGUUCCAGAUUUCCUAUAUGCAGAGCUACCUGAAGAGCUAUCUGAAGAGUUACCUGAAGAGUUACCUGAAGAGCUACCUGCAGAGCUACCUGAAGAGCUACCUGAAGAGCUACCUGAAGAGCUACCUGAAGAGCUACCUGCAAAGAUAGCUGAAGAGCCACCUAAAAAGCUAGCUGAAGAGUCACCUAAAAAGCUAGCUGAAGAGCCAUCUAAAAAGCUAGCUGAAGAGCUACCUGAAGAGCCAGCUGAAGAACCCGCUCCAGAUCCAGCGACAGCUGAAAUUAUACCAAAUGAAGAGACUAUUAUAGAAAUUGCUCUCAAUAACAAAACCCUCGGAAUAGACAUACUCGGUGGCAGCGAUACGCUUAUUAAAGGUCCAGCAGCUGUGAUAUUGGAAGUAUAUAAAGAAGGCGCGGCAGGCCAAGACGGUAGAUUAAAAGUGGGCGAUCAGAUCAGAGAAUGCAAUGGUAUAGUUAUCCACGAAAACAUGGUGAAUGAGAGGAUUUGUCUAUCGCUGAAAAUGACCGCGGAAAACGGAAGGAUUACGAUGACGGUCUACCGACCUGACCCGCUACAGUAUGAAGAAAUCGAAGCAGAAUUAAAAAAGAAGGCUGGAAAACCGUUUGGAAUUAGCUGCAGAGCACCACUACGGGGCCCUGGAGUUUACCUCAGUGAAUUGAUGCCAGGAACUUCAGCAGAAAAAAAGGGGAAGUUACAAAAAGGAGACUUCUUAGUUAAAGUUAACAAUAUAGAUGUAUCCAAUAUAAGUCCUGUAGAAGUUGCCACUGUCUUAAAACUGUGUGACAAUAAGGCCACCAUUAAAGUUAAAAGAUUUAAAAUAAUCCCGUGGGAAAUCCCCGCUGAAAAGAUGCCAAAGAAACUUACGAUUUAAAUUGAAUUGCAAGAAAUGGUUAGAAAAUAGGCUUGUUGAAAGGUUAACGUGAAGAUUUUUUAAAUAAAGGGAUUUAUAAUUUA